AUGAAAAAAAAUGAAUCUAAAAUCACAGAAUUUGUUCUUCUGGGCCUAUCAUCAUCCUGGGGGCUACAGAUAUUUCUUUUCUUGAUAUUUUUGUCACUUUAUAUGGCUAUCGUUCUGGGAAAUCUCUUGAUUGUGGUAACAGUGAGGGCUGAUGCUCACCUCCUUCAGUCUCCUAUGUACUAUUUUUUGGGUCAUCUGUCUUUUAUUGAUCUAUGCCUGAGCUGUGUAACUGUGCCCAAGAUGUUAGGAGAUUUUCUGCAGCAGGGAAAAACCAUUUCUUUUUCUGGUUGUGUGGGUCAGAUCUACUUCUUGCACUUUCUAGGAGCCAGUGAGAUGUUUCUGCUGACAGUCAUGGCCUAUGAUAGGUAUGUUGCCAUAUGUAAUCCUUUGCACUAUCUGACAGUAAUGAACCGCCAAUUAUGCUCUCAGUUGGUUUUUGCCUGCUGGUGUGGUGGUUUUAUCCACUCUAUUACACAGGUCAUAUUGGUCAUUCAGCUGCCCUUCUGUGGACCCAAUGAACUAGACAACUUCUACUGUGAUGUUCCACAGGUCAUCAAACUAGCAUGCAUGGACACAUAUUUGAUAGAGGUGCUGAUGGUCUCCAACAGUGGUCUGCUCUCGCUCAUCUGCUUUUUAGUCUUGCUCUUCUCCUAUGCUGUUAUUCUGCUCACCCUGAGAACUCGCUUCCGCCAGGGCCAGAUCAAGGCUCUUUCUACCUGUGCUUCCCAUCUAACAGUGGUGAGCCUCAUCUUCGUACCAUGUGUAUUCAUCUACCUGAGACCGUUCUGCAGCUUCUCUGUGGAUAAGAUAGUCUCUGUCUUUUACACAGUGAUCACACCUAUGUUGAAUCCUCUCAUCUACACACUCAGAAAUGCUGAUAUGAAGACUGCCAUGAAAAAACUGAAGAAAAAACAUGUGACGUUUUAUUGUUACGCAGCAAAAUAA
This is a messenger RNA of Suncus etruscus (white-toothed pygmy shrew), 945 nucleotides long. Its product is annotated as olfactory receptor 4Q3. NCBI's taxonomy places the organism in Eukaryota, Metazoa, Chordata, Mammalia, Eulipotyphla, Soricidae. Gene Ontology annotation, molecular function: olfactory receptor activity; G protein-coupled receptor activity. The record is from RefSeq and is a predicted model, not a curated record. Gene Ontology annotation, cellular component: membrane. The transcript has a single exon. Gene Ontology annotation, biological process: G protein-coupled receptor signaling pathway. Bases 1 to 945 code for a protein of 314 amino acids.